CACCUCCUCCGUCAAGGUGUUUGAGAUCAAAUAUAAUAUUCCAAUUCACCAUCAUCUCACCCAAAUAUACCAGGAUAUUCAUAUACUUAAAAAGCUUUGUUCAUUACAUCAUCUUCUCUUCCCUCAUAACAAUCACACCACCAAAAAGACUUUCGACUCUGUCACCUUCCACCUUCCACCUUCCACCUUCCACCUGCCACCUGCCACCUGCCACCUGCCACCUGCCACCCAUUACUCUUAAUUCUCCUCCGACUUGACAACCUCCAACACGAAUGAGAGUUUAAUACUAGAAGCAGUUUUUAAUACUGUUGUGCAGAAAGGAAAAGUCUAUUUUCCCUGUCGAAGACGCCACCAAAACGCCACCAUGCCGGCAACUACUAUGCAGCACGUCACUUCCUUCUUUCGAUCUCAUUCGCACCCAUUCGACCUUCCAACCGAAGGGAAGAAAGGUCCAAGAAGGAAUUCAAACAGUAGACCGGCCUUGAAAAGUCGUACACCAUCAGCAGCCUCUUCUAUCACAGAAGAUAAAGGAACAAAGAUGCAUGAUCUUUCCCUCACUCAUAAACGUAUCUUAAUACCUGGUCUUCAUUCACCAAAGACAUCUUCGAAAACAGCCCCUAUAUCUCAUGGUGCAACACUGGAUUGUGCCAUUGAGUCACCACCCUUGGUUCUUUACGGUUCGACAGUUUCGAGUACUGGCGCAUUACUCUCUGGACAAUUGAAAUUACAUAUUCAUGAUGAGAAGUUUGCGAUUGAGUCAUUCAAGAUGCGAUUGGCAUUGGAGGUGACGCAAAAGAAACCAUUUCAUGCGCAUUGCAAUGAGUGCGCUCAUCAAUCAAAUGAUUUAACCACUUGGAAUUUCCUUCAAGGUCCAGCUACUCUUCGAAAAGGUACAUAUUAGUUCAUAUUCAUCUUUUUUGUUUCAGGAUGCUAACUCAAUCUUCAGGCGAACAUGAUUUCCCCUUUAGCUUUCUCCUUCCCGGACAUUUACCGGCGAGCAUGAAGAGUUCAUUAUCUAAUAUCGAAUAUGUUCUCAAGGCUACGCUUGUACCAAAGACUGGCGAACCGAUGAAACUCUCCCACGUCCUCAACAUCAAGCGCGCUAUUAUUCCUUCCGACAUUCCUCGAAGUUCAAUGCGAAUCUUCCCACCAACCAAUUUAAUAGCAAAUGCCCAACUCCCUGCAGUUAUCUACCCAAUUGGAGAAUCAAACAUAUCAAUGCGCAUGGAUGGUGUUGUGAAUCGAAAUGCAGAUGCAAAGACACAAAAUCAUUGGAAGUUAAAACGUUUAACAUGGCGUUUGGAUGAAACCCAUAGAGUUAUCUCACCGGCAUGUCCCAAACAUGCCGCCAAAGUGACAAAGGAAGGAGAGAACAAGAAAGGUGCCGCUCACCAAGAUUGUCGUACCUUAGCUACCGAGGAGAUUAAAUCCGGAUGGAAAUCAAAUUACGAUACAGCAGAUGGAGCCAUCGAAAUUGAAUUCCCAAUUUCUAUUCGUCCAGAUGCAAAACCAAUUUGCGACAUGACAUCUGAGGAUGGUACCGAAGUUUUCCAUACUCUCAUCGUUGAGAUGAUUGUUUCGGAAGAAUUCGCACCGAUCAAGAAACCAUCUCAAGUAACACCAACUGGAGGAGCAAGAGUAUUGAGAAUGCAUUUCAAAAUGACAGUUACCGAGAGAUCAGGUUUGGGUAUCUCAUGGGAUGAGGAACAACCUCCUUUAUAUGAGAAUGUUCCUGCUAGUCCUCCUACUUAUAUCGACACGGAAGUUUAUGAUGGACCACCAAUUCCUGAUUAUGAAGAUUUAUCAGCAUUGGAUGACGGAAAUGAAAUUUGAGUUGGAAGUGGCAUGGGAGUUGGAGCUCAUUAAUAAGGCAUUUAUUUCAUUCAUCAUGAAUUAUUUGUAAAUAUCGGCGUUUGGGAUAGCUUCGGAUGCAUACUGGGCAUGGUAUUGCAUUGGCUUAUUUAUACACUUACUGGGAAGGGAAUUUUUGACUUGCUUUUGCAAAAGGCGCUUGAUGGAUAUACCCCUUUACCCAUGGACGGAUUAUUUUUGUUUGUAUGGAAUGGGUAUGGGAUGGAUGGAUGGGAUGGAAAAAGAGGAAAAGGGAAAAUUGGAGUUUAGUGAAGAGGAUCAGAGACAGAGAUGUUCUGAUGGAUGAUAGAUGAUACUAGUAUUGCCUCUCUUGUUUGUAUGGAAUGAAUAGAUUUAUAUCAAAUAAGAACUUAAU
Sclerotinia trifoliorum is the source of this 2227-nucleotide messenger RNA. The record is from the annotation of a GenBank genome assembly. NCBI's taxonomy places the organism in Eukaryota, Fungi, Ascomycota, Leotiomycetes, Helotiales, Sclerotiniaceae.